Schistosoma bovis is the source of this 1395-nucleotide messenger RNA. NCBI's taxonomy places the organism in Eukaryota, Metazoa, Platyhelminthes, Trematoda, Strigeidida, Schistosomatidae. The record is from the annotation of a GenBank genome assembly.
UCCUGGGCCUUCUUUUCUAGUUCCAUCCAAUUCUUGUUCAUUUUUUCUCAUGUCUAUCUCCGUUUCCCAGCGUAAUGUGUUCUUUGGUCUUCCUCUUUUCCUUUGCCCUUGAGGAUUCCAUGUGAGGGCGUCUUGUGACGCAGUUGGGUGCUUUCCACAAUGCGUGUCCUAUCCACUUCCAACACUUCUUCCAGAUUUCUUCCUCUUCUGGGAUCUGGUUUGUUUUUUCCCACAGUUGGUUAUUGCUAAUAGUGUACGGUCAACUGAUUCGAAGUAUUUUGCAUGGACAACUGCUAAUAAACACCUGUAUCUUCUGGAUGAUUGCUUUCGUAGUUCUCCAAGUUUCCGUUCCAUACAGUAGAACUGUCUUGACAUUUGUAUUGAAAAUCCUGACCUUGGUGUUGGUUGACCGUUGCUUUGAGUUCCAGAUGUUCCUCAGUUGUAAAUAUGCUGCUCUUGUUCUGCCGAUCUGCGCCUUCACAUCUGCAUCAGAUCCACCCUGUUCAUCAAUGAUGCUGCCCAAAUAUGUAAAAGUUUCAACAUCUUCCAAAUCUUCUCCGUCAAUUGUGAUUGGACUGGUGCAUGUUGUGUUGUAUUGGAGAAUCCUGUUUUUCCCUUUGUGUAUAUUGAGACCUACUGUUGCUGAGGCUGCUGACACACUGUUCGUCUUCUCCUGCAUUUGUUGUCGCGAUUGCGAUAGAAUGACCAGAUCAUCUGCGAAGUCUAGAUCGUCCAACUGCAUCUUGGAUGUCCACUGUAUCCCGCACUUCCCUUCAGACGUUGACGUCCUCAUGAUCCAGUCGAUCACCAGGAGAAAGAGAAAGGGUGAGAGUAAGCAACCUUGCCUAACACCGGUCUUCACUUCGAACGACUUUGUCAACUGUCCUCCACGCACAAUUUUGCAGUGUAAUCCAUCAUAUGAGCUCUGUAUGAUAUUGACUAUCUUCUGAGGCACGCCGUAGUGUCGAGGAAGUUUCCAUAGUGUUGUUCUGUCCACGCUAUCAAAUGCCUUUUCGUAGUCAAUGAAGUUGAUGUAGAGUGAUGAAUUCCAUUCAAUUGAUUGUUCCACAAUUAUCCGUAGAGUUGCGAUUUGGUCUGUACACGAUCUAUCCUUACGGAAUCCUGCCUGUUGGUCAUCUACUUACUCACGAACAGCCUGGGUUAUUUAUUGUCAACGUGUUUAUUCAUUUCUAUCUAUAAAAAUAUCUCAAAAUAAUGAUCGACAGAUGCAGCUUUGAAAUAUACAAGAAGUUAUCUGACAAAGAGUUACUUGAAGAAUUCUUAAUCUAUAAAGGUUAAGUAAGAUCAUUUUGUGAAUGCACUUAACGCCAGUUAUACUUAAAUUGUAGUUAAAUUUUGUAUAUAUCGUUAAAAACAAUCCAAAUAAUAACGAGG